AACCUCUUCUCAUUUUUCAAUCAUUUCUCUUAAGUGCAUCCAACAGACAGAAGAAAAUGAAGUUUUCAAGCAAUUUCAUAGUUGUAUUUGUGCUCUUUGCAUUUGUGCUCACAGUGGCAAAUGGACAGCCCCUUGUUCCUGCCAUGUUCAUAUUCGGGGACUCGGUUGUUGAUGUAGGAAACAACAAUAACCUCUACACUAUCAUAAAAGCAGACUUCCCUCCUUAUGGGAGGGAUUUUUUGAAUCACAAACCAACCGGAAGAUUCUGUAAUGGAAAAUUAGCCUCGGACUUCACUGCUGAGAACAUUGGCUUCACUGAUUACCCACCAGCUUAUCUCAGCAAAAAGGCCAAAGGAAAUAACCUGUUAAUUGGAGCCAAUUUUGCAUCAGCUUCUUCUGGUUAUUAUGAGACUACAGCAAAGUUAUAUCAUACACUGUCAUUGAGUAAGCAAUUGGAGAACUACAAGCAGUAUCAAAAUAAAUUGGUGGCCAUUGCAGGGAAAUCCAAUGCUUCUUCAAUAGUAUCGGAUGGAAUCUACCUUAUCAGUUCUGGGAGCAGUGAUUUUCUUCAAAACUAUUACAUUAAUCCUCUUUUAUACGAGUCCUAUACACCUGAUCAAUUCUCGGAUGUUCUCAUUGAAUCAUAUGCUAACUUCAUCCAGAAUUUGUACAAGCUCGGAGCAAGGAAAAUUGGAGUGACGACAUUGCCACCGUUGGGAUGCUUACCAGCAGCCAUAACAGUUUUCGGAUCAGAUAGCAACGAGUGUGUGGCUAAGUUAAAUAAGGUAGCAGUUUCAUUCAACAACAAACUCAAUGCAACAUCUCAAAGGUUACAGACAAAGCUCCCCAACCUUAAAUUGGUGGUCUUUGACAUCUACCAAUCUCUCUAUAACCUUGUCACUAAACCUGCUGACAGUGGUUUUGCAGAAGCAAGAAAAGCUUGUUGUGGAACCGGAUUGUUGGAAACAUCAAUAUUGUGCAAUCCCAAAUCCAUUGGGACAUGCGCAAAUGCAUCUGAAUAUGUUUUCUGGGAUGGAUUCCACCCAUCAGAAGCUGCAAACAAGAUUUUAGCAGAUGAUCUGCUGAGCAGUGGAAUUUCUCUUAUUUCCUAAGGCCCAAAAAGGAAAACAAUACUCGCUUAUGUCAUAAUGAAUUUGGUUGUACUCUUUGUUUCCAUGUUGUGAUUUUCAUUUCUAUUUAUCACUUGAAUUAUGAAUGGAAAAAGAACUGGUUCUGCUUAGAACCUGUGAUUUUCCAUUUGUUUCAUAAGUAUCUGUAAUAACCCAAUUCAGACGUACAAUAAAAAAAAUGAUAUCUUCUUCCU
Messenger RNA from Gossypium raimondii (Peruvian cotton), 1324 nucleotides. Its product is annotated as GDSL esterase/lipase At5g22810. Bases 57 to 1112 code for a protein of 351 amino acids. The transcript has 5 exons. The record is from RefSeq and is a predicted model, not a curated record. Gene Ontology annotation, molecular function: hydrolase activity, acting on ester bonds. Lineage: Eukaryota; Viridiplantae; Streptophyta; Magnoliopsida; Malvales; Malvaceae.